This is a messenger RNA of Sclerotinia sclerotiorum 1980 UF-70, 2037 nucleotides long. RefSeq lists its product as hypothetical. The transcript has 2 exons. Bases 1 to 2037 code for a protein of 678 amino acids. NCBI's taxonomy places the organism in Eukaryota, Fungi, Ascomycota, Leotiomycetes, Helotiales, Sclerotiniaceae. Gene Ontology annotation, molecular function: flavin adenine dinucleotide binding; oxidoreductase activity, acting on CH-OH group of donors. The record is from RefSeq and is a predicted model, not a curated record.
AUGGUUUCCAUCCGUGCCCUAAGCCUCCUGGCUUUGGGUUCUUCAUCAGUGUUGGCAUUAACCCCAAGACAGGCCCGCUACUGGUCUCGAAAUGAUGCUCGCCCUAAAAUUGCACGGGAUACGCCGAGCGAGGUUGACUACAUCGUUGUUGGAAGUGGUCCAGGAGGCGGACCUCUCGCAUCUCGUCUGGCUCUCGCUGGAUACGAAGUUUUAUUAAUCGAUGCUGGAGAUGACCAAGGGGAGGACCUGACUGCUGAAUUGCCUCUCUUCCAAUUUGCAUCGACAGAAAUAGAAGCGCAGCGAUGGAACUUCUUCGUACAUCACUAUUCUGAUCUUGAACGUCAAAAGAAGGACACGAAAAUGACCUACCAAACUACUGAUGGAGACUUCUAUGUCGGGUUGGAUCCUCCAGCGGAUGCAGAGCCACUUGGUAUCUGGUAUCCCCGAGCUGGAACCCUUGGUGGUUGUUCAAACCACAAUGCUAUGAUCACAAUCUACCCACAUGAGAGCGAUUGGCAAUACAUUGCAGACCUCACUGGUGAUGAUUCUUGGGCUCCUGACAAUAUGCGAACAUAUUUUGAAAAGAUGGAGCAUUGCGAUUAUCUCCCAGAGGACACUCCUGGACACGGCUUUGACGGAUGGUUCCAUACAAGUGCGACUAACCAGACUAUGAUUGUUCAAGACCAGAAGAUUAACUCGAUUGUUCUUUCUGCUGCUGAGGCUUUGGCAGUAAAUGCUUCUGACUCAAUUCUCUCGACUGCUGAAGGCUUCAACCAGCUCGUCAAUCUUGAUCCCAACAAUCCGUUACCUACGCGCGACAAUACUACUGGGUUGUAUCAGAUUCCAAUUGCUGUUGAUGGAAGAACAAGAAAUGGUGCUAGAAAUUUCAUUCUCGAAACAUUGAAUGCGGUCAAUACAGACGGAUCUAAGAAAUACGGCUUGACUCUCAAACUCAAUACAUUUGUAACAAAGAUUCGAUUUUCAAACGACACCACACCUCGAGCACUCGGAGUUGACUUUUUGGAAGGCAAGAGCUUGUACAGAGCCGACCCAAGAGCUGGAAAAAAUGCCACUGCAGGAAUCCCUGGAAGUGUUAAUGCUAGAAAGGAAGUCAUCAUUUCAGGCGGUACUUACAACAGUCCUCAACUUCUCAAACUCAGUGGAGUUGGACCAAAAGCUGAACUCGAAUCAUUCAAUAUCCCAGUUGUGGUUGAUCUUCCAGGUGUCGGCACAAACAUGCAAGAUCGUUACGAAACAACCGUCAUCUCAGAAUCCGACGUCGAUUUCUCAAUCGCUAAAGGCUGUACUUUCCUCACAACUUCCGAUGAUCCAUGUUUAACUCAAUGGCAAAAUGAUACCGAAGAUGCAGGACUUUACGCCACACCCGGUCUCCCGCUCGCCGUCAUCUUACGAUCUAGCACCGCAGAACAAGAUCCCGAUCUUCUCAUUUCCGGCGCCCCUGCUAAUUUCCACGGCUAUUAUCCAGGCUAUUCCGGUCCCGCUCUCGGUGAUGCUCUACACUGGAGUUGGAUUACACUUAAAGCCCACGCUCGCAACACCGCCGGUACAGUGACCCUCCGUUCAUCCGAUCCUCUCGAUACUCCUCUCAUCCAAAUGCACUCCUUCGACGAAGGUACCACUGUCGAUGAUGCCUGGGAAAAAGAUCUCCAAGCAAUGUACGAAGGGAUGUCUUUCUCCCGUAAAGUAAUGAAUAGUGUCGUUCCUCUCGAUGGUUCAUUCAACGAAACAUGGCCUGGAGCAGAUAUUUCUACAGAAGCAGAACUUAAACAGUUUAUUCAGGAUGAGGCUUGGGGUCAUCAUAUCUCUUGCACUAAUCCUAUUGGUGCUGAUGGUGACGGAAUGGCGGUUUUGGAUAGUAGUUUUAGGGUUAGGGGGACCACUGGUUUGAGAGUCGUGGACGCGAGUGUUUUUCCUAAGAUUCCCGGGUUUUAUAUUGCGGUGCCUAUUUAUAUGGUUAGUGAGAAGGCGGCUGCGGUUAUUAUUGAACAGGAUAUUGCGGGAACGAGUUAUAGAUAG